GGAGGGAUGGGGAGCGAGGGAGGGAAACUCCGAUCUCUUAUUGAGAAGGCCACGCAUUCGACCUCCCGAGAAGUGGAUGUCUCCAUCCUAAGGUCGAUAAAGCACAUGGUUCGAUCCUCAGAUGAUAAUGCCCGUGCCGCUGCUGAAGCGCUACUGGAGAUCAUGAAGAAAAACCACUCUCAGGUAAGGUAUCUAGCACUUCUCAUAGUAGAUGAGUUAUUUAUGCGCUCCAAGCUCUUCAGAUCCUGUGUUGUGGUUGACUUCAAUCAGUUCUUGAGCUUGAGUGUGGGUUUUAGAAGAAGUUGCCCCCUUCCUCCUCCGCUAAAUGUUGCUUCAACUCUCCGGGCAAAGUCCUUAGAAUUUUUAGAGAAAUGGAACAAUUCAUUUGGACUUCACUACAGACAGCUUCGGUUGGGGCUUGAUUAUCUGAAGAAUACAUUACAUUUCCACUUUCCUAAUGUGCGAGAAAGAGCAGCUAGAUCGCAACAAGAAAGAAGGGAGAGGGAAGCAAGGUCACAGGAGAUUUUAAGAACUAAAUUUGAAAAUUUGAGGAACAAUUACUCAUCGAUAACUGAAGAAAUACAAAGUGCAAUAGUUGAGAUGGAAGAAUGCAUGCAUCUUCUUCAUGUCUCAAAGGUGGAAGAUGGAGAUGAAUUUACUGAUUUUCCUCACGAUACAGUUGAAGAAUUUGGAUCUCUCAACUUGAGAAAGAUUCGACUUGAUUCAAUAAAAGAGGGUAAAAGGAUUUGUGAAGACAGUGAUAAUAGACCAAUUUUUGAUGCUUUAAGAGAAUUAUACAAGGUUCUGAUAUUAAGGCAUUUGAAGACUGUGCAAGAAUGGUUAUCUGUUCUUGUACGAGUUGAUGGGGUGGAUGCUAGGUUCAGAGAUUCUGCUUUGAAGCAGUUCAUUGAUGUAAGAAAUUGUAUGCAGACAAUGAAGAAGAAGUGUGAAGAACUAGGCUGUGUUCUUCCUGAUGUUUCUGAUGUGGAAGAUGGAAUUCUGUGGGAAGAGGGCAAGAUAAAGGCCGAUUCACCUGAGGUUGAAACUGAAACAAACAGGUUACCUGAGAACUCAUAUGGUAGUCCUGCUAAAGAAGACAUGGUUAGAGAAGAAGCUGCUAAUGUUCCCAAAGAUUCUAAUGAUGAAACGCUGAAGGAGAAAGGGGAAACAUCUGACUCCACUAGGAAGAGACUAUUGGAUGAAGCUCCAGUUGUAAAGUGGGGCUCGUAUUUGGACAACUGGGGUACGAAGCGUGAUUUCCUUGCUAAUCAGAGGGGGUUGGAGGUUGAAGGUCACUGGGGUAGGGUUGACUAUGAUGCAACUAUUCCUGCAGAGAAAAUUGCAGAAUUGAGUGUUCAAGCUACAGUCUACAAGGAGGAACAAGUCCAAAUUCAACCAUGCCUUGCUCCAUUGAAGAAAGGGGGCCUUUGCCAGAGGCAGGACCUGAAAGUCUGCCCAUUUCAUGGACCUAUUAUCCCUCGAGAUUCUGAAGGGAACCCCUUGGAACUUGACCAAUCAAAAGGCGAUCCCAUCAGUGACGGAGAAGGAACAUCUAGAGAAGAAAGUCCUCUGCCAGUGAACAUUACACCUGAACAAAUUGCACGGCAAGCAGUGAAAAAUGUGAGAAAGAAAGACAAAGAAAAAGAGAGAGAAAAACAAAAUCAGCAGGCCCAUAAGCGUGAAAAACUUGCAAAAGUACGAGAACACAAUGCAGCAGUUCUAAGAGAGUUAGCUAUGGCUUCAACCUCCCAAGGAUUGGGUGAAUCUCUUGGAGAAGAUAUAGAAGGUUUCAGUCAUAAUGUCGCGAAUCAGAAAAGCAAGAAGGAAACACUAGCUUCAAUGCUGCGUAAGAAAACAACCAGAAGAGAUCGUUUAGCACAGCGGCUUCUGAAUUCACAAGCAACAGAUGCAACUAUCAGGCAGAUGACUGAAGCAGAUGAUGUGAGUUACAGAGAAGCAUACCCAAAUCAGUGGUAAACCAUCUUCAGGGUGAUGAGGAUGAUGAUGGUGAUGUGGUUAUUACACAAGAAACUCGGAUGCCACGGGUGAUGAAGAAUGGCCCCCCUUGACAAAUGUAAGGAUGAUAAAGUUCAUGUGGUCAGCAGAAGGUUCUCAGUAAGUGAUGAAUGGCCAAAGACAGUGCCAUUUCUGAGAUGUACAGAUGCACAUUUUUGUUGCAUGGGAUGAUUUAUGAUAUGAUGGCAUCCUGAUGACUCAGGUGCUUUAUAAGCUGCAAAAUUGCAAAUAACAGUUCAAAAUAGCAGUCUUUCUGUUCACAUUAAGAUACUUUGAGUUGGAAAGGAAAAGGCUAGUCAGAAGCUAAACGGAGUGAAACAUAUUUGAUCACCACUUAGUAUAAAAUGCCUCGCAGAAUUCUGAUGCGCUCGUGCACAUAAGCAGAGACAUUCAGAACCAUAUAAAGACUUGCAGGACAUUGUUCUCCCUUUCCACGUAAUUGCAGUCUGUUGUGUACUAUGUACUUCAGAUCAUCUUUCGAGUUCUGAUGUCUGCUUGCAUUCAUAUCCACUCAAGCUGGUUAUGGUCUGGUGGAUAGAUAUACAUGGUCAGGAAAUCAUAAGAAUGUUGCAUGUCAAAUAUAUGUCAGAUGGAGUGAUGGUUGAAAUACUAGUAGAGUUGAUUGAUGUGCAGAGAGUAGAGAUCGAACUGCCAUUUGGAUGCUACCAUGUACAGAAAGGAGUUUCUUUUUUCCUCCUCCUUUUUGCUUUUGAAUAUCAGGAAAAUAUUACAGGAUACUAGAA
Messenger RNA from Nymphaea colorata (pocket water lily), 2759 nucleotides. RefSeq names its product UV-stimulated scaffold protein A homolog. The transcript is spliced from 2 exons. The record is from RefSeq and is a predicted model, not a curated record. Gene Ontology annotation, biological process: response to UV; transcription-coupled nucleotide-excision repair. Gene Ontology annotation, molecular function: RNA polymerase II complex binding; phosphatidylinositol binding; ubiquitin binding. Gene Ontology annotation, cellular component: chromosome. Lineage: Eukaryota; Viridiplantae; Streptophyta; Magnoliopsida; Nymphaeales; Nymphaeaceae. The coding region runs from base 7 to 1977 and encodes 656 amino acids.